AUGAAGAAAGAUGGAAUAGCGGCAAGUGACAAUUCCUUUCUAACCAAAAUCCUCAAAAGGGGCAAGCUCGGUGGGAAAUGGAAGAAGAAGAGAAGGCACUCAUCAGCGAGGAAUUCGUUGUCGUUUUCAAUGGCAAGCAAUGGAAAUGGAGAUAUUGCUAAGAGGAAGAUUGCUACUAAAAAUACUCCAAGCUCGAGGAGCUCAUAUGAGCUGCCCGAAAUAGUCUCUGUACGAAGUGGGAGCGCUCGAAAUAAUAAUCGAAGUGAGGAGGAAGGUUCGAAACAAGAGAAUGAGUCGCAUGAUGGAGCUCAGAGUUCGACUGCGUUUCCCUUCACGCAUAAGUUACAUAACUCUUCCAAGAGUACAGGAGUGAGCAAGAAUAGUCAUAGUAAGCAAAAUGGAUUGAAACAGAUCAAUACUGACUUUUUCAAUGGAGAAGCCACCGAAAAAAGGUCCCCAUCACGCCAAACAAUGGAUUCACAAACUGGAGGUGAUACAGAUGAGGAGCAUUCGAACACUGUUAUGGGUGCUAUCAUGUCUUUCGCACAUAAUGCUGCAGCAAGAAUUCCAAAGAUUAAUAUUAGGGACGUAGAUGGUGAAGAAAGUCCGUCGUCUCUGUACACCCCACUGACCAGCCCAAACACACAAGUUGAUCUUCGAAACAAGGCUCGAUCGAAUCAAGAUUCGUUAUAUGCCGAUGACGAAAGACAUGAAGGUAAGAGUGAUGAAACUUUAGAUGAAGCAAAUAUGCAAAAUACGGUCAGACAUAGCCUUCAACAAAAUGAUCAUAGAAGUGACUCCUUCCUGCGAAAUUUAGACUUUCUACUAUCGACUUCUACGAAUGACCGAGAAUCAAACGAGAAGGCUGUGCCUGAAUUGACCAAGAGUGAGAGUCACAAUGAUUCACGUUCAACGUCAUUCAGGGGUAAGAAUGAAAGUUCAUGGUCUGUGAAUGGCGCUAAUAAAGUCAAAUUUGAGCCUUUAACAACAAAAUCACCUCCGAUAUCAACGUUUGGUAAAGGCGAUUUGAGUCUCGAUGAAUUCGAUACAGGCAAAAGCCCGUCGUCACUGACCAGCCCGCAAGAAAGUCAUUUCGAUUUCGACGAUAAUAUGAGUAUGGCUGCUAAGACUAUUUCUGGAGCCGAAGUAAAGAGAAACUCUAGUGGCAUUAUGAAGGGUAUAAGCAACUCGAAGCUUUCAGCAUCCGACACAGAUUUAACUAAGGUACGAAAAAGAAGCAUGACCGUGCCAGAUGGCGAGCGAAUGCAGACGCCUGAUUCCGAUGAGUACAAUAGAAGACACUCCCGUAUUUCUAAUGCUGCUGAUGGGCAAUUUGAUGAUAGUAAUGAUCGUAGGCCAAGACGAAUGUCAAAGAAAAUCUUAAACAGAAGAUCAUUUUCUCCAGGAGGCAUGGGUAUGAAAGUCAUACCUACGAUGGCGCUUCGAGGCUCCAUGAAUAAAGUAAGAAACAGUGCAGAUUUUGUGAGUACAACAGGCGCUUUAGGCGUUCAUAAUUUUGCCAGUGGACUGGUUAACUCUGUUGCAAGUGGAAAUGGCAGCGUACGAACAAGAGCAAGUACUUCGGCAGGCCCUAAUGAGAGAUCCUCUGGUGAACUCGAGGAAGAAUCACCAGUUGCUUUGACGAAUAUUGACUUUGCCAACGACAAAAAAAAUGCAGAAUUUCACAAUCUCUUCAAAGACGCCGGCAUAAGCUCAGCAGAAAGAUUAAUAGCGGACCAUAGUUGUGCUUUAUCGCGCGAUAUAUUGCUACAGGGUAAGAUGUAUAUCUCGGAUCAACAUAUCUGUUUCUACUCGAACAUCUUGGGGUGGGUUAGCACAAUACUGAUAGGCUUUAAAGAGAUUGUUCAAAUCGAAAAGAAGACGACUGCUGGAAUUUUCCCAAAUGGCAUUGUCAUUGAUACUUUACAUACCAAGUAUGUUUUUGCAUCAUUUAUGUCAAGGGAUGCAACUUUUGAUUUAAUAACAGAUGUGUGGAAUCAAUUAAUAUUAGGCAAACGAGUCAUUCCGCGCCCACAGCGCAGGACAAGUUCUUUCGCUGGUCAAUCCGAUGCCGAUACCAGCAGUGGUUAUAGUGACGACAAUGAAAUUGGUGAUGAUAGUAGUUUUGAAGACAAUGAUGAUGAUGAGAGCAUUAUAGAUGAAACCGAAAUGACAUCUAGCGAUGAAACAGUAGAUGAAAAUACUCAAAAUACACAAAAGUCCUCCUCAGCUACUAUUGGCCCAGCAAAGCAUUCUCCCACCGAAACGGAAUAUAAGCCAAGUGAAGGCGAGAAAUUGAUCAAAGAGACUACGAUUAAUGCACCUUUAGGCAAAGUUGUAAAUGCAAUAUUCGGUGACGAUGUAUCAAGUCUUGAGGAUAUAUUGAAGGCCCAGAAGAAUUACGACAUUUCCACUAUUCCCAAGAUAUUGGAAACAAAGGAGAGGGAAUACGAUUAUACGAAGCCGCUACCCGGUAGUUUUGGCCCCAGUAAAACAAAGUGUCACAUCAAAGAGACAUUAGAGCAUUAUGAUCUGAAAGACUAUGUCAAGGCGAUCCAGGUCUCGAAGACACCAGAUGUUCCAUCAGGUAGCUCAUUUUCCGUGAAAACAACUUUUAUAUUUACAUGGGCAGAGAACUCGGCGACCAAACUUUCUGUUUACGCUGUGGUUGAGUGGACUAGCAAGAGUUGGAUCAAAGGUGCGGUUGAAAAAGGUACAUUUGACGGUGUUGGUGAUAGUACGGAGAUUUUGAUUAACGAGUUGAACAAAUUGGUCAAAUCUCCAGGCUCUUCGUCGAGAAGAAAGAGCGGAAGCCAGGAUGCAGACGAGUUAUCUUCUUUACCAAAGAUGGGUCCUGCGAAGCACGAAGCCACGGAUGAUCACUACAAGAAGGAGAAGGAUGAUGUUAUUAUAGAACAAGAUGUUGAUAUUCCUGCGCCAUUAGGAACGACUUACCAACUUUUGUUCGGUAAUGACACCAAAUACUUCAAAAGAAUCAUCGAGAAGCAAAAGAAUUUCGAUCUAUCACCAAUUCCUAAAUUCGAUCAUAAUGUCAGAGAAUAUGCUUAUACAAAGCCACUCAACAAUUCAAUGGGACCUAAACAGGCCAAAUGCUACAUUACAGAGAAAAUCGAGUAUAUGGAUCUGGAAGAUCACAUUGUGGUAAAGCAAGCUAGUAAAUGCCCAGAUGUGCCCUUCGGUAAUAACUUUGUGGUCAACACGACGUUCUUCCUGUCGUGGUCCGACCAUAACACCACCAAGAUGCGUGUCGUAACCAAUAUCGUGUGGAGUAGCAAGACUCUAUUGAAAGGUACUAUCGAAAAAGGUUCAGUGGACGGUCAAAAAGAGUCCACUCAAAUCAUGAUUGAAGAACUAAAAGACAUAAUUAAUAGCGCAGGAAGUACAAGAAGGAGGUCUAGAAGAGGUGUAAGUUUCAAACGCUCUAAAUCUUCGUCCGAAGAUUCUGAAAAGACAAGUUCAGAAGCAAAUCCUUCUAUGUGGGAUAAAAUCUCGUCAUUCUUUUCCGGUCUGCUGGAGAAUUCAGGCCUCUUUUCUAUUCAGGGUCUUGUCGCUGUUGUCGCAAUUCUUUUCGGUAUGUUACUCAUUCGCCUCUUAUUCAACUCGGGUGCUGGAAAUCAUGACAUCAAGAUCUUAGGCAGCGGUAGCAUGUCAAUUGAUGGAAACGAGUAUAACUACUCUCCUAAUCUCAAAACUUUGUACAGAGCUUACGAAGAAGACGUCAAGAAAAGUGCUCGAUCUAAAAGCUCACUGCAGCAUCAUAAUUUGAUUAUUGAGGCAGAAGAUGACUUAUGGAAGUGGUUGAAUAAUCGUGGUGAACCUGCAAAGCAUGCAAAUCAGACGCUUGGCGAAAAGCAUCAGCUAUUCGAUAUCAAGUCGAGGAUGGAGAGUUUCAAAGUGCAACAAUUGAUGGAUACGAUACAAUUCACCGAACUUCAAUUGAACGAUAUGAAAUCGUUACUCGAGAGAGAGGGUCUCACCAGCUGA
Messenger RNA from Torulaspora delbrueckii, 4005 nucleotides. RefSeq names its product Ysp2p (gene YSP2). The record is from RefSeq and is a predicted model, not a curated record. Gene Ontology annotation, cellular component: plasma membrane; endoplasmic reticulum membrane; endoplasmic reticulum-plasma membrane contact site. Gene Ontology annotation, biological process: intracellular sterol transport. The transcript has a single exon. NCBI's taxonomy places the organism in Eukaryota, Fungi, Ascomycota, Saccharomycetes, Saccharomycetales, Saccharomycetaceae. Gene Ontology annotation, molecular function: sterol binding; sterol transfer activity. Bases 1 to 4005 code for a protein of 1334 amino acids.